Molecule: messenger RNA, 655 nt
Organism: Scleropages formosus (Asian bonytongue)
Lineage: Eukaryota; Metazoa; Chordata; Actinopteri; Osteoglossiformes; Osteoglossidae
Product: enhancer of rudimentary homolog
Exons: 4
Coding region: 115-429 (104 amino acids)
Source: RefSeq, a predicted model, not a curated record
UCAACUGAUUGUCGCUACCGCUUCACUUAUUCAGUUGCGGGGAGCGAGGUUGGCGUUUAAGGAGUACGUCAAAUAAAAUAUAAAAAAAAAACAAACUCUCGUAAACAUUUCAAAAUGUCUCACACAAUCCUAUUGGUCCAGCCUACCAAGAGGCCUGAGGGAAGAACCUAUGCUGAUUAUGAGUCUGUGAAUGAGUGCAUGGAAGGAGUGUGUAAAAUGUAUGAAGAGCACCUCAAGAGGAUGAACCCCAACAGUCCAUCAAUCACAUAUGAUAUCAGUCAACUUUUUGACUUCAUUGAUGACUUGGCAGACCUCAGCUGUCUGGUGUAUCGUGCAGACACACAGACAUACCAGCCCUACAACAAGGACUGGAUCAAGGAGAAGAUCUAUGUUCUGCUUCGGCGCCAGGCCCAGCAGGCUGGAAAAUAAACCGUUACUGUCAGCCAGUGGGACAAAAGAGCUGAAUGAUUGGGAAACGUUUUAUGGUGGAUGCGUAAUAUGACACAUUUUUAUAGUUGUCAUUGGUUGAUUUGAUGAAAGGAUUGAUUUUUUUUUUUUUUAGAAGUAGAAAAAAGAACAGGUAUGGUUUGAUUUCAUGUUAAUUUUUUUUAUAUUUAGUAUUUUUUGCCCCUGAAUGGACAUUUGUCUAACCUUG